AUGAACGUGGUAGUUGCGAUUGAUCGAUUUCUCGCUACCGUAUGCCCAUUAUGGUACUUCCAAACCACAGUUCGAUAUGCCAUAGUUGUGAUUUCAGUGGCUUAUGGAAUUUCCUUCUCGACAAUGAUUCUGAACUUGGUUUUGGUGCUCAGCAAUGAAAACGCAAAAUAUGCAGCUGUUAACGUUUUUUGCAAUUUCACAGAAACAGCUUUUCCCGGAUUCAGGGACAUAAUAGCUUAUUAUAGAUGGUUAUGCAUUGUUAUCGCGGCUUUACUCUAUAUAAUGGUAGUACUACUCAUUCGUAAGGUAAGAUUGUGCGCAUAUAUCACUUUCGUAGAGCAAUCAGUGUAG
Messenger RNA from Cylicostephanus goldi, 351 nucleotides. The record is from the annotation of a GenBank genome assembly. NCBI's taxonomy places the organism in Eukaryota, Metazoa, Nematoda, Chromadorea, Rhabditida, Strongylidae.